Molecule: messenger RNA, 575 nt
Organism: Lactuca virosa
Lineage: Eukaryota; Viridiplantae; Streptophyta; Magnoliopsida; Asterales; Asteraceae
Source: the annotation of a GenBank genome assembly
AUGAUGGGAUCCUCUUUUUCAUUUUCUGAUUUCGUUGAUUUUCGUCCUAAAGACAGGCAACACAUAAGAGAAAUUGGAAAAGGAAACGUUUGCUGGAAGAGGAUUGUGAGACGUCUGAGGAGAAGCAAAGAAUUCACACUCUUGAACUUUUGGGAAGAUUAUCAUCAUAGCAGAAGACUUGGGAAUUAUAACGAAGGAUGUAGUCCAGCUUAGAAAAUCCAUUGAUGCCAGGGAUGGUUGUUCUUCAGUUUGGUUUCAGAAGUGAAGAAAAAUGCAAUAUGCUUAAUUAUUUGUUGAUUUAUGUGGAUGAUGAUAUUUCAUGGGCUUUAAUACUGGCUGCACUCUCUGAUCUGGUCGGAGACAAUUGGUGUCGAUAAACUAAUCAACUUCUCAACUAACAAGUGAAGGAUUGCAGCAUGUAAAGCCAUUAAAGAAUUGCCAGCCAUUAAAGAAUUGCCGAUGAUUUCUUAUUUACAGGGAAAAAAUAGGGCCCGAAAUUUUACGAAAUUGUGUGAUUAAAUAGUUAAUAUAUAUUAUCUUAUUCAAAUUUAAACAUAAAAUUGAUUUGGUUCAGU